Molecule: messenger RNA, 1437 nt
Organism: Closterium sp. Naga37s-1
Lineage: Eukaryota; Viridiplantae; Streptophyta; Zygnematophyceae; Desmidiales; Closteriaceae
Source: the annotation of a GenBank genome assembly
AUGCCACGUGUCGAUUCACGCCCAGCAAAGAUCGACCCAGCCAAUCCAAGCUGCAGCGCAUUCGUCUCUGCUGCCGGUGCCGCUUUUCGGCUGUCCUCCUCCAUCGCCUCCACCCCUGCUGCUGUCUGGGACGCCUCGACGGCCCUUACAGUCACAGUCUCCUCCUCCAUCGCCUCCAUCCCCGCGGCUGACUGGGACGCCUUCACAGUCUCCUCCUCCAUCGCCUCCAUCCCUGCUGCUGACUGGGACGCCUGUGCGCUGGACGCGGCGGGGGGCGCGGAGAAGCACAACCCGUUUGUGUCACACGCGUUCCUGCAGUGUUUGGAGGAGAGCAGAAGCGCGUGCCGUGAGGAGGGGUGGUUACCACAGCACCUCGUCGCGAGAGACGAUGAGGAGAGGGUAGUCGGAGUGCUGCCCCUCUAUUUAAAGGGGCACUCCUAUGGAGAGUAUGUGUUUGACCACUCGUGGGCCAACGCUUUCAUGCGGGCGGGAGGCUCGUACUACCCGAAGCUGCAGUCCUGCGUGCCCUUCACCCCCGCCACCGGACCUCGCCUGCUGGUUCGGGACGGACCUGACCGCGAGGCUGUGUUGUCAGGGCUGUGCCAGGCCAUGAAGCAAGUGGCAGACGAGUACGGGGUAUCAUCGGUGCAUGUGACGUUCCCAUGCAAGGACGACUGGCAGGUCAUGGCACGCCAUGGUUUCCUGCAGCGCAUGGGCAUGCAGUACCACUGGAGCAACCGCGGCUAUGGCAGCUUCAACGAUUUUCUUAUGGAUUUGAAGCAGUCCAAGCGCAAGACCAUUCGACAGGAGCGGAAGAAGGUAGCGGCGCAGGGCUUGAAGCUGCUGCGGUUGAGGGGCGAUGACAUUAAGGCACACCACUGGAACAGCUUCUUCCAAUUCUACUGCAACACCACCAACCGAAAGUGGGGGCAGACGUACCUCACUCGCGAGUUCUUCCAUCUGCUGGGGGAGCGCCUGGGAGAGAAGGUGCUGCUGGUGGUGGCGGAGGACGAGACAGGGCGCAUGGUGGGGGGUGCGCUGAACCUGGUGGGCGGCGAGGCCGUGUUUGGGCGCAACUGGGGGGCGCUGCCUGGCAUGCACUACCCGUUCCUGCACUUUGAAGCGUGCUACUACCAGGCAAUAGAGGCAGCCAUAGAAGCGGGGUUAGUGCGGGUGGAGGCGGGCGCGCAGGGCGAGCACAAGCUGCCGCGCGGCUAUCUGCCCACCGCCACCUACAGCGCCCACCACAUCCCCGACCCCGCCUUCCGCUCCGCCAUCGCUGGAUUUCUCGAGCGGGAGACUGUACAGGUGUGCUUAGAUAUCUCUCAAGAACUCCUAGAUGCAGCUUCUAUUCUUUACUGCCAUUGUGAGGCUAUCUGCCCACCGCCUCUUACAGAGCGCACCGCAUCCCCGAUCCUGCAUUUUGCUCUGCUAUAG